Messenger RNA from Ambispora gerdemannii, 534 nucleotides. The record is from the annotation of a GenBank genome assembly. Lineage: Eukaryota; Fungi; Glomeromycota; Glomeromycetes; Archaeosporales; Ambisporaceae.
AUGUUAAUGUACACCACAGCCAUACUAGUCUCCGUGGUAGGCUUCACAUAUGCCUCGGUCCCUCUAUAUCGUAUGUUUUGUCAAGCAACCGGUUUCAGCGGUACACCAAACACCAGUGACACCUCCAGAUUCAGCGCUGACCGAUUAAUACCCGCAGAAAAUUCGCGUCGGAUAAAAGUAACAUUUAACGCGGACACUUCGGUCGCAUUACAAUGGCAAUUCAUUCCGCAACAACGUGAAGUUCGGGUACUGCCGGGCGAGACAGCACUAGCAUUUUAUACGGCAAAAAACCUUUCGGAUCAAGAUAUUAUUGGAAUAGCCACGUAUAAUGUCACGCCGAUGAAAGUUGGACAGUACUUUAAUAAGAUACAGUGCUUUUGUUUUGAGGAGCAGAAAUUGCGAGCCGGGGAACAGGUUGAUAUGCCAGUGUUUUUCUUUUUAGAUCCAGAAUUUGCUAAUGAUCCGUUAAUGAGAGAUGUGGAUACGGCACGUUACGAUAAUGGGAAACUUGAACCAGUACCUGUAUCAAGGUGA